This is a messenger RNA of Tigriopus californicus, 4057 nucleotides long. RefSeq lists its product as uncharacterized. The record is from RefSeq and is a predicted model, not a curated record. Bases 379 to 3717 code for a protein of 1112 amino acids. Gene Ontology annotation, molecular function: mRNA binding. NCBI's taxonomy places the organism in Eukaryota, Metazoa, Arthropoda, Copepoda, Harpacticoida, Harpacticidae. The transcript has 3 exons.
CGAGAUAGUUAACUAUAGACUGUAGUGUGUGCAUGUGUGUGAUCCAAGCCAAGGGGCCUCUGAACGAAUCUAUUAUCGCACUUGAUAUACAAAUCUCAGAUGUCGUUAGUAAUGGCUCAAAUUUCAAAUAUCACACACACGGGUCUAUGAGCCAGCCUUAUUCUUAAGUUCUAGCACAACCCAGCAAGUUUGAGACAGUCUACCUAGGGCGUGUGGUGUCCUUCAAGCCCGACUAAUUUUGCCCUGGUCGACUCUCCUAUUGUGUGUGACUAAGAACCGAGAUUGAUAAAAGACCCACUUCCACUUGGCAAACCUAGGAGGAAAACAACCCGAGAACAGAAAGUAAACCCAUCCCCAGCAACGCGUUGCAUUGCCAAGAUGACAACAACCUCGUCGUAUCGACCCACUGAACGUCAAGUCUAUGUCCAUCUGGUGCCCAAAGGCUACACCAACGACCUGAUCCGGAAGGGCCUCCCCCAUUGGCCCGCCAUCGAGGAAGUGUACCACAAGCCCAACACAUCUUGGGCUAACAUCACCCUGAAAAGCGCCAAAGCGCAAAAAGAGGUCUUGAGCCAACCUGUGCUUCACGUGUUGGACGGCCAGCACAAGAUCCAUGUCAAACCCUUCAACAGCGGCGGGAUCCACCCACAGGACACUUGGUACGCCUCGUCCCCCAACCCCAACGAAAACGAGAUGAGUGAUGCGUGUAAGUUGUUCGUGGGCGGCAUCCCCUACGACUUCGACGAGGAGGAUGUGCGUAAAGCCAUCCAUGGGUGGGGAAAGGUGGUGCACGUCUCGAUCCCGCCCUCCCACGGGGCGGCCUUUAUCACCUUUGCCACACCCGAGGAUCAACGACGCGCCUUAAAGGACAAGGACAAGCACAAGAUUGGUCAUAAAUUCGUGGACGUCAAGCCGUACGUGAGCAAACCGGGUCGCGGGAGUUUGGCGGUGACCCCGGGGCUACUGGGGGCGGUGCCCAAGGCUUCUCAGGGUCAGACAGUGCUAAAUUCUGGGAUCAUGAGUCAGCCCACUGGUCUCUUUAAAGCCAAUGCCAAUGUACGCGAGAGAGCGGCUUCGCAAGCCCCUGAUCCCACGCCCAGGACUCAGAGACGGAAGCGCAACCAAUCCGCAUCUCAACCAAAGAAAAGUGUGGCUUCGGAGUCCACCGAGAUUAAUUCUAGUGAAAAUGAAGCAGAACAGAAUCCCGAGAAGGACAAAAUGUUAUCUGAAAUCACGGAUCUGUCACUCAAUCGGGAUGAUUUGAUGCGAUAUUUGGCCAAGAUUCGAACGAUCAAAGAGUUCUUACAAGAGCAUUUCAGUCAAGCUUCCGAGGAUAACAUUUUGAGCCUUGCCCAGAAGAUCAUGCAGGUUGAUGUCAAGAAGAGGCAAAUUAUAUCCAAUUCACUCAUAUCGAGAUUCAUCAAAGUCAAUCAUCUCAAUAUCGGGGAACAAAAGCGUCAGAACAUUAUGGCUCUGUUCAAAGUGCUUCUGCAUCCUUUUGCCCAAGAGACCGAAAUGGAUGGCAAAGUAGCUGAAAAAAUGGCGGAUCGUGAGCAUAUGAUAAUGAUUCAUAAAUUCUUGAACAACGCCACUCCAACGCCAUCCACGAUUAUAGGUCAAGACAUGUCGGGGGUAUCCUCCCAAAUAGGGUCCACCUUCUCUAAAACUAUGGAAGUAACGGCCUUAUUGUUUGAGUCAGUUUCGUUGGACUCAAUCGACAGCUUUAGCCUGGCUACCGAAGAUAACACCAUACCGAAAUUUAACGCAGAAGCAAGGCGGAAGUACCAAGAUAUUUAUGACUGGGUUACUCAUUAUUAUAAGACGGUAAAGACUUCAGAGAGCUUCAAAGCGGAUGAUGUCGGAAAAGCCAUUGUUAAUAGCCUCUCAAACGCCUCUUUGGACAAGCAAGAGAUAGUUAAUGACAAGAAAUUGUUUUUGGCUGAACCAUUGGUCAUCUUAGGCAAAUAUGCCCGUUUCGUUGAUGCUUAUUUCAAUCCUCAUUCUCACCUCGUCGUCUCCCGGGAAUUUGUGAUCAAAGCCCUUGCUUUGUACUUUUGGAACACCAACCCUUUUAUCGCUGAGUUGGCCGGGAAUGAUCCAAAACAUCCCACCCUUUCAUCGAUAUUAUCUGCUACUGUCAUUUCGAAGAGCAUGUUGGCCAAUGUUCGUGGAAUCGUGAUUCAUUUUUUCAAUACGUCAGUGGGCCUUGUUGUUACUCCUUUUGGGAAAGUCCUAUUUGAUAUUCGGUCUGCCCUAACACGUUCGAAUCAGGAUUGGAUACGAUGCACUCAUCAAAACCAACUGUCUGUUGGAUCAAUGGUGAAACUGCAUUGUAUUAUAGUUGAAGACAACGAAGAUAAGAAGAUGACAUUUUUGGUGGCGUUCAAGCUGUGGCCAAUUGCUGUCGAAGAGGAACCUUAUACGGGACUCUGGAUAGCAGGGGGGUCAGAAUUCUGGAAAGCCUCAUUGGGUCAGUUGAUCAAAUUGGUUAAAGCGAACCCUGAACUUAUGUUCACGACGAAAAUUGAUCAAAAUAGGAAGAAAGACGAUGUGGACCUUUACAACAAGUGUUUUGAGCAUUUCAUGAGGAAGGCGUUUGAUGAACUGAAAACUUCAUCUGCUGUGAGUAGGGCCAAUCUUGAAAUAACUGAACCUACCUUCAAAACCGCAAUUGCCUUUUUCCAAAAACGGAUCGACGACGCUUCUUGGUUAACCAAGGCUGUGAAUACGGUGAAGGUACUUGCCUUAAGAAACAUUUCGCUCCAUGACCUUAGGAAAUGUUUCAUGGCAGCCAAAUUUCUGGGCUCAGUGGACCUUUUCGCCGAGACCCUCGAGAUAAUUUUAUUCUCGCCGGGUUCAAGUAUUUUCUACGGUCCCAAUUUUGACAGAGAUGUUUGCAAUAUUGUCGACUUGGUAAUACAAUUUUUUGAAACAGGUGAUCCGGUCGUGGAUGGUCAAAUAAGUGAACAUCAAAAAAAGAUCUCGAAUAACCCACUCGGAUCGAAAAUGCGGAUUGCAAACAUUCUUGAGGUUUGCAAUUGUUUAAACCCCAGCAAACUUUUGUUGACUCCAUUGGUGAUGUCUAAGAAACACGAUUCUACAGUACCAUCAAGUUUUAUUGAUCGAGCAGGAACACCAGUGAACUUCCCAGGAAAGUCGCCUAAUAAUGAUAAUAGUGACAGUGAAAAUCACCUUCAGCAGCAAAUUGUGUCAUUGCAAACGGAGGUAAAUGAAUUGAGGCGUUGGAAAGAACAGAUUACCCAAAAGUUCGACAAAUUUGGAGAAGAUGUAAAGUCAGUUCUCACCCUUCAGCAAGAAAAGAUCACUAACCUGGAAGGAAUCGGCCCUACACAAAGCGUCACCCAGAUCACUCCAAGUGAAUCGACACCAACCAAGAAUGUUAAAGUUGUUCUGGAAGGACAUAGGGAAAUCUAUUCCUUCCCAUUGUCAGAGGACGGAAAUCUGUCUGUCAGCUUCAUCACGGCCAUUUUCCCCACUGUAAGCUGCUUGAUUUAUGUUCAACAAAGCACAGGUCACAUUCGUGUCUGUGCAAAAUCCGGCAAUAUCUUCAGUACCCCCGAAGAUGGAUGGGGCAAUAGAAUUUAUACCGCCAGAAUUCUUGCGGCCCCUCCUCAAUAUAUGAAUGGAAUUCCGCCAUUCCAAAACCAUUCCAACGCUCAAAGUCUGUUUGGUCAAUCGUUCGGACUGCUUCGCUAACAAGACUGGAGAAAAUGACCAAAAUGCGUGAUGUGCUUGUUUAAUGACCAACUAUCAAAAUGAUUCGCCGUUUCUUUUUGAGUUUUUCAUUCUUUUCUUCGUCACAACUUCGGGGACAUGUUUUUCUAUUAAGCAGGGCGUUAGUCAUUCCUCAAUAAAAGGAACGAAUUACAGUUACAAUUACUUUGGCAAAAAAGAGUAAUUCGUUACACAUCCGUUACGCGCCAAAAACUGUAAUGGCGUUACUCCUACAUUUUUUUGGUUUGGUUUUUCACGGGCCUCUCUAACCGCUACAGGGAAUGUAAUCCCCAAUACUAAUAAAAUGAAAGGUUAUAAUUCG